Molecule: messenger RNA, 991 nt
Organism: Gastrolobium bilobum
Lineage: Eukaryota; Viridiplantae; Streptophyta; Magnoliopsida; Fabales; Fabaceae
Exons: 2
Coding region: 263-784 (173 amino acids)
Source: RefSeq, a predicted model, not a curated record
AAGAAUCUACUACCUCUUCUCUCUCCUACUCAUAAGUUCCAUGUCUUGCCAAAUAACAUUCACAUGUCUUUGUUUCUUGUGAAAAAGAUAAAUCAUUUCCAACUUUUUGCUUGAAGUUGGUUCUCCACUAGCAGCUACCACUCUUUAUCCUCACAGUAAACUCAUCUUCUUCUAGGAGCCAAUGCCCCUGAAAGCAAAGCUGUAGCUGCAUAUCAUAAAGAGACCAUUCAGAAGCUUCCCUUCAAUUUUUCUAAACUUGGCCAUGAAUCUCAUAACUCUCUUGCUUUUUUUACCUUUGUUUACACAGUUUUUGGUAGUUGAGCCUGCAAGACCCAAGCUACCAGGGAAACCAAGGUUUCCAAUCUCCCAAAUCAGUGUGAUGGGUUUUGUUUAUUGUGAUUUCUGCUCCAACAACAGCUUUUCCAGACACAGUUACUUCUUGUCAGGUGCUGAGGUCAGAAUAGAUUGCAUGUUCAAGGCACUCUCAGACGAAACCACAGAACAGAUUUCACUUUCAGUGAACAGAACAACAAAUAAGUAUGGGUUGUACAGGCUGGAAAUACCAUCAGUUGAUGGGGUGAGAUGUGCUGAAGAUUCUGAAGUUGUGUCUUCCUGCAAGGCAAGCUUAAUAGGGAGUUCAACCUCUUCUUGCAAUGUUCCUGGCUACAGAAGCACUUCUAAUGUGAUAGCAAUCAAAGCAAGAAGAGACAAUCUCUGCAUAUAUAGCCUUAAUGCUUUGACUUUCAGACCUCCCAAGAGGGACAUCACUUUAUGUGGUAAUUAAAUGGAGUAGCUUGCACAAGUAGCACAGGACUUGGCUACUUGUGUAUACAUAUAAAUUCCAAGAAACUAAAAACUCUUAUAUGUUCUCUUUUUCUUGCCUAUCAAGAGCAUAGAUCUCUCUGUUCAUUGUUUCACUGCAUUAUUUGUUUGGUAAUACUAUUAUCAUAUCAUGCUAUGCUAAAAAGAAUAUCAUGCAAGUAGAGUUUGG